UUCCCAGUUACGACAGCUUCCAAGGGUCAGGUUUCACGUGGACAGAGCCCAGAGCCGGGUGUGCCCCGGUUUGGAAUCAUCGUUUCAGCACUUCGGACAGCGCCCCGGGAGUGGCCCCUGGGUUGGCGAUGGCGAGCGUUCAGCAAGGCGAGAAGCAGCUUUUUGAGAAGUUCUGGCGAGGAACCUUUAAAGCGGUGGCCACCCCGCGUCCUGAGAGCAUCAUUGUCGCCAGCAUUACAGCCCGCAAGCCUCUGCCAAGGACCGAACCCCAGAGCAGCCCCAUGGUUCCAGGUCAGGAUGGGCCCUCUGCAAAGCUGAGCCAGCAUCUGGCCACGGAGGCCUCGGGCACCAGCUGGGAGAGAGACAAGGCCUGCCGGGAGCGCAGUCCUGCGAGGGCACGCAGCGCCUCCCGCGACAAAGAUCGGACGCCACCACCAUCCUCCAGGGGGAAGAAGAAGAAGAAGAAGUCCGCCCGGAAGAGGAGAAGGAGGUCCCCAUCCUAUAGCCCGUCGCCUGUCAAGAAAAAGAAGAAGAAAAAUUCCAAGAAGCAUAAGCGAUGCAGCUCCUCCAGCCCAAAGAGCAAGAGAAGGGAAGAGAAGAGGCACAAAAAGCAAUCGCGAAGCCGGCCCCGAAAGUCUCACCGCCACCGCCACCACCACAGGCUCUCGCGAUCCCAGAGCUCGGAGUCCCGGUCCUCCAGCUGCGAGAGCAGGCACCGCGGCCGGUCCCCCGAGGAAGGGCGGAAGUCUCGCCACAGGCACUCCCGCCGCUGCUCCAAGACCCUCGGCAAGGCCAGCCCCCAGGCCCGGUCCAGCCACCCGCCUAGCCAGCCCCUCCAGAUGCUCAGCCUCCUGUCGGCCAGGGGUGUAAUCACUGGCUCAGGGUCUGCUGCUGACCUCUUUACCAAAACAGCCAGCCCGCUCGCCACCCCCCGCGGACGCUCCCAGGAGUACGACUCAGGCAACGACACCUCCUCGCCGCCCUCCACGCAGAUCAGCUCCAGCAGGUCGCGGGGGCAGGAGAAGGAGAGUCCGGGUGGGGAACGCAGCCAGGGCCGGGACCUCACCAGCGGCAACACCUCUGAUUCAGGGAACUCCUUCACCACCUCCUCGCCCCAGAACAAGGGGCCGGCUCCGGACAACCUCUCCCCCACCAGCAGGGGCAGAGAGCCAAGGGGACUGCAGUCGCCGGUGAAGAAGUCCAGUGCAGUCCCGCCCACGGCCCAGAGCUCCCCCAGGAGACGGUGCUCCCGCAGCUCCUCCCAUGCCAGCACCCGGUCCUCCAGCCACUCCUCCCGGUCCCCCAGCCCCAGGGCCUCCCCCAGGUACCCCCGGAGCCGGUCCGCCUCCUCUGGGAAAAGUGCCCGGAAACGCCCCAUCCCCUACUACCGGCCCAGCCCUUCCUCGUCCAGCGGCCUCAGCAGCACCUCCUCCUGGUACAGCGCAGAAGGCAGCCGCUCCGCCAGCCGCAGCUACUCCCGCAGCCGAAGCCGCAGCCGGACCCGCACGAGCAGCAGCUCCAGUUCCCGCAGCCCCAGCCUGGGCUCCCGCAGCCGCAGCCGCAGCCGCAGCCGCAGCCGCAGCUCCAGCUCGGCAGACAGCGACUCCAGCACGAGGCGCUAA
Messenger RNA from Myotis lucifugus (little brown bat), 1622 nucleotides. It is a transcript of the gene SRRM4, whose product is annotated as serine/arginine repetitive matrix 4. Gene Ontology annotation, cellular component: nucleus. Gene Ontology annotation, molecular function: mRNA binding. Lineage: Eukaryota; Metazoa; Chordata; Mammalia; Chiroptera; Vespertilionidae. The record is from RefSeq and is a predicted model, not a curated record. Gene Ontology annotation, biological process: neuron maturation; regulation of RNA splicing; mRNA processing.